AUGGAUCUUGCAAGUGAUAAGACUCCUGGAACAACUGGAAUGAAUGGGCCAGUUGAAUUAAUAGUUGCAUACGGUCACCGACUAAAAUUACAUCGCGUCAAUUCUAAAGACAAACUAAACAAUGCCUUUGUAUCAAACACCGUUGACCACGAAAAGAAACGAAGCGUUAGCAAAUUGCCGAGAGUGAAGAAAGCGCCAUUAUACUCAAACGUUGACAAAAAUGCUGCAAAACCUUUUGUACAUUUGGACAAUUCAGGGAGUGAACCAGAGAAGACGAAGCCCAGUCACAUACCCAGGCGUAAAACUGGCUCAGUGAGCCCAACUCCAAAACACAAUACAAGCAGACCAGACAGCAGCUACUUUGGAAGCGACUCUCCAAGAAUACAGAGACUUCAAGUGCCCAAUAUUCCGGACUUCCACCAAGAUGAACACAUACCUACAACAUCAAGACCGAUUCCGACCCUAGGCCAGAUUUACAGACGCAACAAUAUCAUCAUAGAUGGAGAUAGAUUUUACGAUUGGUUCAUGGAAUUAGAUACUCCAGUGAAUUCAUUGGAGUCCAAUCCGAGGAAUACACAGCGAUCGUCGACUGACAGCGCUGAUACUGCCCAAAGUGUAAUUAAUGUCGAAAUCAAUAAGCCGUGUUUUGGCGAAACCGUAAAACCCAAAGUGGUGUUUGGCGCCAACGUUUAUAAAACGACGAAUGACAACAUCAGCAACUGGCUCUCAAGCGAACUUGAGUACCCUAAUAAAGACAAUGAAUCUGGCUAUCGCUCAAUGAGCCCACACAGCCGCGGAGCGAUUAAUAUUGAAUCUAAAUCCGACGAAAAUGUGAAACAGUCCAAUGAAAAUUAUUGUUUAGGUUUGGCCAAAACCAGCGAGUAUACAGAACCCAGCGAGAGGGAAGCGAGCAACGAAAACAACAUUGGGGAGCCUUUUGAAAACGCCGCCUUUGAGCCAAGCGAUACGUGGAGCAGCCGACCGUGGUCAUCUCGAGAUUACACGACGACGGGGUCCGUUUUCGCGGGCCGGAGUGUCAACAAGGUCGACAAGGGCUUAGGACCGAUUGUUAUAUGCAGAUCUGAAUUCAGCAAGAACCUUCAAUUUCCGUCGAUGACGGUGGCAGACUCAAAAGAUGAAAAGCAAGCCUUUGCUCCUUCGUACGUGGAAUGUCCGUCCGAGAUUCUGCAAAAAACGACUAACUUUGAAGGAGAUGGCAUCGAAUCCCCAAAAACCCUUAGCAGCCUCGCUUGCACUGACUUAGAAAUUCAUGACGACUACUCAAGCCAGUACACCUUGGAGAACGUUGACGACUGCAACCUCGAAGACCAGGCCACCACCGCCUGGUGUCCCGCCUGUAGGUCGCAGAGCUGCAUGACCUUUAUCAAGUCCGAGGAGUCUGAAAACACUACCUUGCAGAACUCCUUCUGUGGCUGUCGCGGGGAUAAGAGCGGAGUGAAGGCUUCAGUUGUUGAUUCAGAUAGUAAAAUCCACCGUGAAAAACUUAAGUACUGCCGCCUCUGCGGGAGGAGAAACUCGCUGACCCUCCACGGUGACGUCAGGAAGUACUGCAAGAAGCACUCCAGAUACCGGCGGUUCCCCAGCUAUAGAUACAAAAUUGCAAGACCUUUCGACUCUCUACGCAAGCACCUGUCCAUCACUCGCAUAUGCAGGCACCGCUGGAACCACGUCUGGAAGAAAACCGCCGCUAGAUGGACCAACAGGUCCAAGUCACAUUCGAAACUUGGAAAGUUUCGUAUGCUCGAAUACCUUCAAAGUUCUAUCAUCUGGGAGGACGUGGAUGUCCAGACACUGACACUUGUGUACAGAGAAACAGGGACUCAUACCAAUGUAAUGCAACAAAAAUCAGCCGGUAUUAGCGCCUUCAUCAAGCAAUGUACAUCUGCAAAGAAAACUGACACGGGUGGAGUAGGCACUUCUGCGAAAAGUUUCAAGUCAAGAUUCAAGCAAAUUAAUCUUGGUCCUUCCAGAUUUCCCUUCUUUUAUAAUUCAAAACGGAAGUCGAUGCCGUUGAAGAAAGUUGACGAGUCGUCCAAAACGAUCCACCGGUUUUUCAGCUACCCGGAGAACCAGAAUAAAUUCGUGGAAGCGGUCGAAUCCACGCGCUGUAACAAUGUCACAUGUUUAUGCGAUGAUUCGCUGCAAACUACGAAUGCAAAUACAAGUCCAAUCAAUUUUCAUAAAUUGCGGACAAUGGACACCAAUUUAGGAACCCAAGUGAAGAUCAUGAAUUCGAUCGACAACAAAUUGACAAGCGCACCACAUUCAAUACAAAAGUCCAGCCUAGACCAACCGAGAGAUGCGGCCACGCAAGUUUUGCUCACUUGCAAUAAUAUUGAAACUGAUAUAUCUUUCGCGCCUAUAUUCGAGAACCAAUCGGCUGGAAUCAUAAGUGGGGAUAUUGCCUUUUAUAAGCCAUGCGGAAUGAAUACAGAAUCACUGAAACUGGAAACGACUCACGUCAACAAAAGGUCUGUGAUGACGUCGAAAAGCAACAUCGUUGACACCCCAAAGACUGGCUCGACGGCAUCAAAACCAAAGAAAAAAGUGUCAGUGAAGAUUUCUACUCCAGAACAAAUAUUGAACGAUAUAAUUAAAACAGACUUAGCCACUGAAACGGUUACGCCCCGUUUGAAGCGUACAGAGCCCAAUAUCAUGUCUAUAUCGUCAGCUGAGAUGCUGCCAGUCGCUGUCGUCACUUCAGAUUCGGAUUUACCCCCUACUGGUGGUCAUACUGCAAAGUCAACGGUGAGCUGUCAGUGCGAGACCAGCCAAUCCCUCACGUGUCGCUGCAAUGAUUGCAAAGCUGUUUCUGCUGCAGAAACGUUACAAGUAAGUAAAUCUACAGCGCCACAAGAUACGGCAACUGAAGACAGAAGCAUUGGACCAUGCCAAUAUAGCCAAGAAUUUAUGUAUGAGAAAACAACGUCAACUCAAAAUGAUACAGACAUCAAACAAACCCGGGAGCUGUCGACCCAGGCCCUUAUUAAUCAGUGGUACCAGUCGCAAAUGCUCGUGGAUACAGGGACAGCUCCAAUUGCCGUAGAAAACAAGUCUACUUUAGUGCUAACUCCAGUUGAACAAAAUUCUGCUUCAGUAGUCACGUCACUAAACAAGAAAACACAGUCUACCAAUCUAGAAAAGGGUAGUGAAACAACCGUGCAACAUGCGUCUGUAGCGAUCAACACGAACUUGGGCGUAGAAAGAAGAUCUGUCGGUCAGUCAUUAGCUGAUGUUUUCUCGAGGAAGACAUUGCACAAAUCUAUGAUCGAUACCUGGGCGCAGUACAGUCAUAUUUUGGAACAAAGCAAUGAAAAACAUUCAAUUAAGUCGGCUCGCAUCGGGCACAGUAAGCUGAUUUCGUCCCAACCGCUGAACGCGUCUUCAAUUGGAUCGAGAGCGACCCGAAGAACCUACUAUGAUAAUGAAACAGAGCCGAUCCUGAUGCCUCCACACAACUCCAUCGCAGUGAUGACCUCAGGGCCCUUCGACGAAGCCUGCGACACUAAAGAACUCGCAGAACAAGUUUUGCUAUGCGGUUGUGCUCGACUUGGAUGUGAUAUAGAAACUAACACGCUCUCAGACGUCAAGCUUAUUCAAAAUACGAAUUGCUCCACCCAAAUAUACCCAAACCGGCGUAGCCAGAAUUUAGAUAAGAGCAUCAGUUGUGCCGACCAAGGCGACCGCAUUAUCAAUACCAGUACUUUCAACCGCGCGCGGCGGUUCGUGAGUUCGCGAGCAAGACCGAGAAUAGACGAUAGAGACCAAGAAGACAAGUCGCGGUCGCUGUUUGGAUCUAAGUCUCUGUCGCAGCGCGAACCACCGCCUCUAUGUUUCUCGUCGUCUCACAGGGCUAGGUUAUUACAGCGACUGUGCGACGGGCGGCCGCAGUGA
Messenger RNA from Ostrinia nubilalis (European corn borer), 3915 nucleotides. RefSeq lists its product as uncharacterized. The record is from RefSeq and is a predicted model, not a curated record. Lineage: Eukaryota; Metazoa; Arthropoda; Insecta; Lepidoptera; Crambidae. The transcript has 34 exons. Bases 1 to 3915 code for a protein of 1304 amino acids.